GCGAGCGGCGCGCGCGGGCGGGGCGGAUGGCGGCGGCGGCCUGAGGGGCCCGGGCGGCGCGCGCCAUGCACAGCCUGGGCACGGCCGCGAUGCACGUUCACCACGUGUGUAGCACUUCCUAGAGCUGUUUGAUUCUUCGCUCUGUGUUGGGUUUGGGAUGUGCUGCUGGCAAGACCAGCAGUUAGAGCUGUUUUCAGAUGAUUAGCUCAAGAUCUGCUUGGACUGACGAGCCAAGAAGACCUGUGCCAACAGCGCUGGCUCAGGUUGACCGUGAAAAGAUCUACCAGUGGAUCAAUGAGCUGUCCAGCCCAGAGACACGGGAGAAUGCACUGCUGGAGCUGAGCAAGAAGCGCGAGUCUGUGCCUGACCUUGCCCCGAUGCUGUGGCACUCGUUCGGCACGAUCGCAGCACUCCUUCAGGAAAUUGUAAAUAUUUAUCCCUCAAUCAACCCUCCAACUUUGACAGCCCAUCAGUCCAACAGAGUCUGCAAUGCUUUAGCUCUGCUGCAGUGUGUUGCUUCACAUCCUGAAACAAGGUCAGCUUUUCUGGCAGCUCAUAUCCCUCUCUUCCUGUACCCCUUCUUGCACACAGUGAGCAAGACACGUCCGUUUGAGUAUCUGCGCCUCACCAGCCUCGGAGUGAUCGGGGCCUUGGUGAAAACUGAUGAGCAAGAAGUGAUAAAUUUCUUAUUGACUACAGAAAUUAUCCCCCUGUGCUUACGCAUUAUGGAAUCUGGCAGUGAACUCUCCAAAACGGUUGCUACAUUUAUUCUUCAGAAAAUCCUUCUGGAUGACACAGGGCUGGCAUACAUCUGUCAGACUUACGAGCGGUUUUCCCAUGUUGCCAUGAUACUGGGUAAAAUGGUCCUGCAGCUCUCCAAGGAGCCAUCGGCACGGCUACUGAAGCAUGUUGUCCGCUGCUACCUUCGCCUUUCUGAUAACCCCAGGGCACGUGAAGCUCUCAGGCAGUGCCUUCCUGACCAACUGAAGGACACCACCUUCGCCCAGGUCCUGAAGGAUGACACCACCACAAAGCGCUGGCUGGCUCAGCUUGUCAAGAACCUGCAAGAGGGUCAAGUCACUGACCCACGGGGCAUCCCUCUUCCUCCACAGUGACUGCUGGGGAAAGUGGGGGACAGGGGAAGAAACAGCUCAGGUUUACAAAGAACCAGGAACAGGUGACCUCUUCUGCAACAAACUGGGCGCGCCAGCUGGCUGCCGGCCUGUCGGACCAUCCCACCCAGCCAAAGGGCUGCUCUGUAGCAAUGCAGCAUGCCUCUGGGGAUCACAGCACCAGCAAAUGCUGAUACUACAGCUUAAAAAAACCCACAAAAGAUCAAUAAAAACAAUCUGUAAAGAUCCCCAUCUCUCCUGGAGGCUUGGCUGGCAUCUCCCCCACUGCCAGCCAGGGGCUAGUGCAGAUGUCAGCUCUUCCAGCUAGCUCAGCCUCUGCCCAAGCGGUGUGUGACAUGAGAGGUGCACGCCAUGUCCCUCCAGUUCCGUGUCACUUCUUGUUUACAUGUUGGUUUAGAUGGGUGAGCUAAGUAAAAGCCAAUCCAGUAGUUUUAUCCCCUGUUAAGACUGCUGCUCAGCAGCAGGUAGCCCAGGGACAGCUUUUUUCCCUGCCAGCACAUCCUUGCUCCUGGCUCUGCUUCCAGCUGGCACAGCAAGCUUCUCCCUUCCCUUUGGCAUGGAGGCAGUGGCUGGAGCGGGGCCACCGUGGUGCUUGCACCAAGAGGAGGGAUGGAUUACUUGCCAUGAUCCCACACGUCAUAAGCUUGCUUCCCGGGGCUCUGGGGGAGGAGAAGACAGCGGGACUGGCUCUUGUGCUGUAAAUAGUGCACUCCUGCAGCUAACCAGUGGCUGGAGACUGAUGUGUGCCGGCCUCCCAUCUAGCCUAGCUGUUGCUCAGCUGGUGAAAUGGAGUUCAGUGUUAGGGAACCUGCCUUGUGCUGGGCAGGCCACAGACUGACGAUCCCCUGCUGCAAUCCCACUGGGAGCGACAUCCUGCAGGCUCCAGGUACACUGGCUUCUGUGCCCGCUGCUGCCUGCCAGGCGCCUCUCAGUCCUGGCCCCCUCCCUCUCCCCCCUCCUCCAGCAUAUCUCUGCCAGCCGAGUGCAUCCAUUUCAGCUUUCAAACCUCCCUCGGCGUCUGCCUCGGCCCCACCGCAAUCAAACUGGACCAGCAGCCGCUUACCUGCCUUCCCAGCGCCAAGGGGUUAGUGGGGCUGCCGCCAGCCCUCAGAAACGGCCCAGGAGCUCCCGGGCUCUGCUGCAGCAGAGCCCGUGCUGCCUGCUCUUGGCUGCAGGCAAGCCUGGGCAGCUACUCGAUUUCUCCCCCCUCCUCGAGUAGACCAUUUUGCUGAUCAUCUGCAGUGUUGUGCCAACUGUGUCUUAAAUCCCAUCUCUCCCUUCCCUCCUCCCCUCGCAGCCUUGCGUAACAAGGGCAGAGCACAGCCUCUUCCUUGCUCCUGGGGUCCCGUUUUAUAACCAUUGCCUUUUCCCUCCCCUUCACCCUGACCUUGACAGGGUCUGAAAAUGCUUCUGUUUGUUGGGUUUUUUUUGUUGUUUUGGUUUUGUUUGGUUGUUGGUUGUUUUUUGUUGUUUUUUUUUUGUAAGUUCAGAUUAAUAAAUAAUAAAACCCCAGCUAGCACAGA
Messenger RNA from Apus apus (common swift), 2656 nucleotides. It is a transcript of the gene CNOT9, whose product is annotated as CCR4-NOT transcription complex subunit 9. The record is from RefSeq and is a predicted model, not a curated record. Gene Ontology annotation, cellular component: P-body; CCR4-NOT core complex; CCR4-NOT complex. Lineage: Eukaryota; Metazoa; Chordata; Aves; Apodiformes; Apodidae. The coding region runs from base 198 to 1115 and encodes 305 amino acids. The transcript is spliced from 9 exons. Gene Ontology annotation, biological process: mRNA catabolic process; negative regulation of translation.